Haplochromis burtoni (Burton's mouthbrooder) is the source of this 2707-nucleotide messenger RNA. RefSeq names its product heparan sulfate (glucosamine) 3-O-sulfotransferase 2 (gene hs3st2). Lineage: Eukaryota; Metazoa; Chordata; Actinopteri; Cichliformes; Cichlidae. The coding region runs from base 469 to 1596 and encodes 375 amino acids. The transcript has 2 exons. Gene Ontology annotation, molecular function: [heparan sulfate]-glucosamine 3-sulfotransferase activity. The record is from RefSeq and is a predicted model, not a curated record.
UUAUGAAAGGGAGAGGCAUCACAAUCCCCACGAAGGCAAGCAGAACGCUCGCGCUACAAAGAGUUUCAGAGACACCGAGGACGCCUUGGACUUUUUCUUCUCUCACACAAUUGACACAAGAGAAAAAGAGAAGGAGGGUAAUGAUGGGCGUCGAAUUCCUUCGGUAUACGUUUCGAGACAGUGCCAUCAGUAAUUGAUCCAAAUGACUCUCUUCAAACUACUUAAGAACAAGUUGUUUAAAGGAGUGACCCAUUUUUUCUCUCUCUGCUGUGAUCAUAUUCGGCUGAGCAGCCUAUGAAAAGAAAUAACACGACUUGUGCGCAGCUGAUGCCUCCAAGAAACCACCCCUAUCCUCAUAUGCCAGCCUGUCUGACUUUGGAACCCACAUUACUACCGGACUCCGACCGCAGACCAACAGAGGAGGCAAGCUCCAUGGAAAAUCAUGCAGGACUUUGAACCCAUGGAGACAUGGCACAUAGGUUCCUUUCAUCUGCGAACAGAUUCAGCGCCAGAUUCGCCUUCAUAUUUACCGUGUCACUGUCUUGCACCUAUUUAUGCUAUAAUAUCAUUUUUUGUCGCGGCACAAUCAUGACAAAUCAGGGCUACGAGGGGAAACGGUGUCCGCCAGGCAAGAACGCAGGAGGGAAGAAACUUCUUGGAAAAUUGGACCACUGCGCUUUGCUGAAAGCCAGGUCCACACUGGAUGAGUCUGCUGCCCAGCGAGAAGCAAGCGAUCUCCGCGAACAAAGUAAAGCCCCCUCUUCUGACAGUCACUGGACUGACGCGAAGUUGAAAAACAUGAGUGUUGCGCAAAAAUAUGGGAACAAGAAGCUGCCCAACGCGCUAAUAGUCGGUGUAAAGAAAGGAGGAACCAGGGCGGUGUUGGAGUUCAUCCGGAUACAUCCAGAUGUGCGCGCACUUGGAACAGAGCCGCACUUUUUCGACAGAAACUAUGACAGAGGAUUAGAUUGGUACAGGGGACUAAUGCCACGUACACUAGACAGCCAGAUCACAUUAGAGAAGACUCCCAGCUACUUUGUUACCAGAGAGGCUCCCAGACGCAUUUCCAGCAUGUCCCAUGAGACCAAGCUGAUCGUUGUGGUGCGUAACCCAGUCACAAGAGCCAUUUCUGACUACACACAGACGCUUUCCAAGAAGCCUGACAUUCCCACGUUUGAAGAGCUGGCCUUUAAGAACAGAAGCUUAGGUCUUGUUGAUACUUCCUGGAAUGCCAUUCGGAUUGGGAUGUAUAUUGUGCACCUGGAGAACUGGCUGCAAUACUUUCGCUUGUCGCAAAUGCACUUUGUGAGCGGUGAGCGACUGAUAACAGAUCCAGCAGGGGAAAUGGGACGUGUCCAGGACUUUUUGGGACUGAAACGAAUUAUUACGGACAAACACUUCUACUUUAAUCGAACCAAAGGUUUCCCCUGCCUGAAGAAACCAGAGAGCAGCAGCCAGCCACGAUGCCUCGGUAAAUCCAAGGGUAGGACUCAUGUACAGAUUGAGGAGGAGGUCAUAGAACAGCUGCAGGAGUUUUAUAGACCAUUUAACAUCAAAUUCUAUGAAACUGUAGGACAAGACUUCAAGUGGGAUUGAAUGUACCUUAUUGAGAGAGUGUUGUUUAUUAAAAUGUCUGUACCACUGGAGAAAUGUAUCUUUAACAAAAUAUUUGAAAGAAAAGUUUAUUGAGAUAUGUAGAUUAAAGAAAAGAUCUAAAAGAAAUGAUAUAGAACUCUGACUUCAAAGCUUAAAUAUAGAAAUGAUUUCACAACAUUCCCGAUUCUUUCUGGGGACAAAAAUUUCUUUAAGAAAACACUUAAUAUAUAGAAACACGGUUUUCUUGUCAUACAUGGCAUUAGGAAUUCAUUAACAUGCAAAUAGUUCUCCAUUAACUAAUUCAUUAAGAAGUAGCCAACACCUUCUUAAUGAAUUAGAAGGCUUAGUCAUUUAGUCACACCAGACAUAAAAAGAUUGCAUUGCUUGAAUAUUCAUUAACAAGAUUGCUUAUUUAUUCAGUAUUUCUGCUGGAACUGAACCACUGUCUUUACUGUCAAAAAGCACUCAACAUGAUGUCGCAGCAAACCGCCAAACCGAUAAUAAAACCAGCCUGUCAGUUAUUCUGCAAUGCAUUUUAUUGCCUUACUGUUGACAAAAGCUUGCAAGGAAAAUUAAGAAUGUGUGAAUAAAAAAAAUAAAAUGUGAAUAAAAAUCAUCAUCUUUAUUAAAAUGGCUUCUGUAUUACUGAUAAAGGUUAGAAUUUGCUGAACUCAUUCAGCUCUUGCUGUGUUUACAUUUUUGUUGUGAUCAUCAAAAUAAAAGACUGCAUUCAAGGUUUUAUCUUUUUUAAAUUCUUGGUGUGAAUAAUCUUAUAAUAGAGAUAUAAUAAAGACAUUUGUCCCAGUUAGAAAGCACAAGAUCACUUAUACACAACCAUCUUAUCUAUUGAGACAAAAAAAAAAAAUUCUCCUCUCGCCCCUGCGGGUGGUAUGUCCUUCAACCUCGGGUCCUCUACCAGAGGCCUGGGAGCUUGAUGGUCCUGCGCAGUAUCUUAGCUGUUCCCAGGACUGCGCUCUUCUGGACAGAGAUCUCCGAUGUUGUUCCUGGGAUCUGCUGGAGCCACUCACCUAGCAUGGAAGUCACCAUACCGGGUACUCUGAUUACCAGUGGGCCACUGAUAUCUUCACCCUCCACAUCUUCUCGAGCUCUU